Hippocampus zosterae (dwarf seahorse) is the source of this 3285-nucleotide messenger RNA. RefSeq names its product adenosylmethionine decarboxylase 1 (gene amd1). The record is from RefSeq and is a predicted model, not a curated record. Gene Ontology annotation, cellular component: cytosol. NCBI's taxonomy places the organism in Eukaryota, Metazoa, Chordata, Actinopteri, Syngnathiformes, Syngnathidae. The transcript has 8 exons. Gene Ontology annotation, molecular function: adenosylmethionine decarboxylase activity. Gene Ontology annotation, biological process: spermidine biosynthetic process; spermine biosynthetic process. Bases 219 to 1301 code for a protein of 360 amino acids.
GCUGUCGUCGUACAGAGCUGUGCACAGUAUGGCCGGCGAUAUUAGCUAGCACUCGCUAACGGUAUUCUCUGCAAAAGGGAAGACGGUAACAGAAGAAAAAUCAUCACUUGGAUUCUUUAACAGACUCUACACCUAUAAAUUAUCAUUUUAUUGAAUACGGAUUAAUUAAGACAAAACGUUAUAACCGACGUUUUUUUUUUGCGCCAGUCUGUUGUCUCAUGAUGGAAGAUAACGGUGCACAUUUCUUCGAGGGGACCGAGAAACUGUUAGAGUUGUGGUUCUCCCGGCAGGAUGAGACCAAAGGAACCGGGGACCUGCGAACCAUCCCAAGGUUUGAGUGGGACAAACUUUUGGAGAAUGUGCACUGUUUGAUCAUAAGUGUGACAAAGACCGACAAGCAGGAAGCUUAUAUACUCAGUGAGAGUAGCAUGUUUGUCUCCAAGAGACGUUUCAUUUUGAAAACAUGCGGAACCACCCUCUUACUGCAAGCACUGGUGCCUCUGCUGGAACUCGCCAGGGAGUACUGCGGCUUCGAUGCCAUCGAGGUGAGCCGCGCGGCCCCUCGGGCCGGCGUCUCCUUUGCUUUUGUGAAGCCCAUCGCUGUGUUUGCCUUGCAGAAUUUCUUCUACUCGCGCAAGAAUUUUAUGAAGCCGACCCAUCAAGAGUUCCCUCAUCGCAACUUCCAAGAGGAAGUCGAUUUUCUCGGCCAGAUUUUCCCAAAUGGUGCAGCCUACUGCAUGGGACGUUUGAACGCUGACUGCUGGUAUCUGUUUACUCUGGACUUGCCAGAGUACUGGGAGAACAAGUAUGCGGAUCAGACACUGGAAGUUCUGAUGAGUGACCUCGAUCCAGCCAUUAUGGACCAGUUCUAUAUGAAAGACGGUGUUUCUGCAAGUGAAGUCACUCGUAUGAGUGGAAUUUGUGACCUGAUACCAGGUUCUGUGAUAGAUGCCACCAUGUUCAACCCGUGCGGGUACUCGAUGAACGGAAUGAAAACUGACGGGACCUACUGGACCAUUCACAUCACCCCGGAGCCAGAUUUCUCCUACGUUAGCUUCGAGACCAACCUCUCCCAGACAUCGUACGAUGAACUUGUCCGGAAGGUGGUGGAUGUGUUCAAGCCGGGAAAGUUUGUGACAACGCUGUUUGUCAAUCAGAGCUCCAAAUGUCGCAACGUCUUCUCCUCUUCUCAAAAACUGGACGGGUUCAAGCGCCUGGACCGCCAGCUGGCUCAGUUCAACGAUUACAAUUUUGUGUUCACGAGCUACGCCAAGAACUGCCAGCAGAAUCCCAAGAGCUGAGGGCGGGAGACCAAGAAGAGGCGCAAAAAAGGCGGCCGCUCGGGGUCCCUUCCCGGCGGCCGCCUCCCAAUAGAAACCUUCUCGUCGUCCUCAUCCCACCUACUUCCUCCCCGCCGCGGCGGCGGGCUCGGCUUAACCUCCGGUUUGCGUUGUAUCUGUGACUUGGACUUGUUGCAUGAAAGCUCUUUUCUCCGUUUGGAUAUGCUAGCGCACUCUUGCUGUGAUCUUGAAGUGCACGCGGAGGGUGGGGAGGCGCUCGGCGUGAGGCGGUCCAAAGGGCCCCACCUGCAGGCCUCCUCCCUCAUCCCCCACAGACAGGGCUUCCGGCCGCAUUAAGUCCGCGCCCCUGACAUGCUCAGACGAGUCUUCCUUCAUUCAGUCGGCCAUACGACCCGCCGUUUGCGUUCCGAUGCGAGGGUCAUUCAAAACGAGGAGUGCACUUUAGAGCAACUUAACCCAUGAGAUGAAAAUGGAAGCUGGCCUUUGAUCUCGCUGAAUGUAUGAAUUGUAUUAAGCCUGGACAUUUUCAAGAAUCAUGGAGCGAAUUUGUCUUAACUUUUGAUUAUUCAAAUAAAGCGUACGAGCCACAGAAUUGCAGAUCACAUGGCCAGUGAAGAGACCUUUAUUUUUUUUUUAACCCCCUACUGUACCGACGGGAAGCUUUCAGCUUCCUGUUACAUUAAUUUCUCAUUCACGUGGAAAAGGAAUGUAGCCCGGGCUGCUGACGGCGUCUCGCCCACGUCAUCUUUCGAAUGUAGUCGUCGAGAAAAGCCUGGUGCACUUUUGAGCUGAAUGUAUGACUUCAGGCCUGCGCAGACUGCCGCUGCUUCCCCCCCCCCCCCCCCCCACCCUUUCCCGUGCGUCGUGCACAAUGCCCUCUGCCGACUGUCUAUUGUCCCUUUCCCAGCAAGGUCUUUCCUUGCCAGACCAGUCGGUUGGCCCCAGAAUUCGAAGGGAGGUGAGCUGGCACGGACGGCAUCAUGAAUCAGAACCUUUUUGCUUGGCCAGCAAAGCAUUUUCUCCCCUUGACAAUAUCCAGCCCCUCUUUGUCUCUUUCCGCCCCAUACAAAAAUGUGUAAGCGUACAAUCGAGGCCCAGUAGUCUGAGCAUGCCAGGGUCAUCCCGGAUCAUUCCACGUCCAACCACUGCACCAUCUGCCAUUUUAUGUCGUUACUGGUGCCCAGACCUUUUUUUUUUUUGCUGUGAAUUGGGCUUGCACACUUUUUGUUUGCAUCAAUGCCCUUUUGUUAAACUUUGGGCUUUAUAUCAACCGGCGGUCCGUGUAACUAGAGAUCGAUUGCUAGAGCAUGUCGUGCAGCCUCAUCAGUUUGCCCCCCCCCCCCCCCCCCCCGUUUUGCCAGCAGUUGAGUACUUCCCGCGGCACACUCGCCAUCCAAGUCUUCCUUUUAGCUUGAGCUCGGUGCAGAUCGCUUCUCACCACCUGCUGCGGGGGCUUUUCUCAAUUGACAAGGUGGAGACGAUACAAUUUCAGAGGAAGGAUUGACCCGCAAGCACCACUCUGCUCUUGUAUCGCGCAUGAAUGAUCUGGCACUUGGUAUAGGUUUUUUUGUUUUGUUUUUGCUGGUUUGUCUGUCAUGGCCUUUUGGAGUCGUUUCAUUAUUAACUCGAGGACCAACAUCUGCCCCCAGUGGGUCAUUGCAUUUUUGGCUACCAGCAACUCGCUCGUUUCUUUUCUGUGCAUAUUUUUGUCACACUAUAGGGUUGGGCAAUUUUGUUUUUAAAGUAACAGUGAUUCCACAUUUUGCCACUUAGACAUACUGGCAUCAUAGACUUCCCUUUGUGAAUCUUCCAGUUAAAAUUCCAAGGAAAGUUCUUUGGCUUGUGGGGUGCUGUUAAUACAAGGUGCCAGGGUGGAGGGAGAAAUGUUGCUGUUCUUAUUCCCUUUUGCAAUUUGGAUGCUCAAGAUGUGCUAAAAUCUAUCUGUGCUAUGAGCUUAAUGCUAAAAUAAAAAUACUGAUCUGUG